AUGCUGGAGUCUCCCCGGGACAGUGCACAGUUUCCGCUAAUCGGACAGGAGUUAGAGGACAGUAGGAACAAGCUGAGGAAGACUGCCCGCUAAUUUUGAAGAGGGAAAUUAGCUGAUAUGUUAGUCUGAAGAAACUACGCACGGACAAGUCUGUAAAACUGGACACGGAGCCACAUUGGAUUAUUUCAUUCAUUCAGCAGCUGAGAAAGUUUUCCCAGAUGGAAGUUGAAUGUCUUACACUGAAAGACCUCACAAGUCCCAGGAAAAGUUUCUCGGUGGAGCCGGAGGAGGAUGGGGGCCAAAGUGAACAAAAGGAAAACAUCGGCACAGAAAGGAGAAGAUCCACGCCACUAAAGUCUGCAGAGUCCACCAUCCCUGCUUUGCUGAUAAACAGAAAGGGUGCCACCCCUGACCUGGCCCACAUCACCCCCAUCAAACACACCGCCCUGACCGAGCCCUGGACGCCCACGGCCAAUCUGAAGAUGCUGAUCAGUGCCGCGAGCCCAGACAUCCGGGACAGAGAGAUGAAAAAGGUGCUGUUUAGACCCAUAGAGAAUGAGAAGGACCAGUCAGCAAGUCCAGACACUGUGGGCGAGGAUACAGAGGUGGAAGACUCUUGUCAGUUUGAAGCUGUGGAGGAAGAGGAAGACUCCGACAAAAAGCCGAGCAGGAAGCAGAAGAGUCUGGGUCUGUUGUGCCAGAAGUUCCUGGCACUCUAUCCUGAUUACCCACCGCUACACAGCCCCAUCUGGAUCUCUCUGGAUGAGGUGGCGACCAGUCUUGGAGUGGAGCGGCGGCGUAUCUACGACAUUGUCAACGUGCUCGAGUCUCUCAUGAUUGUGGGUCGGAUAGCCAAAAACAGCUACACCUGGUACGGGCGGCGGCGGCUGGAGGAAACACUGGAGGAGCUGCAGCGGAGGGGGCGGCAGCAGGGCUACCACCUCCAAAUGGAGCUGGCCACCGAAGCCAGGGAGGCUGCACCGGGGCGCAAGGACGAUGGAGCGGAAGGAGACGCUAGCAACGCUGGUGGCAACAGGAAAGACAAAUCCCUGCGCAUCAUGAGCCAGAAGUUUGUCAUGCUGUUCCUGGUGUCCAAAACUCAGACAGUUACUCUGGACGCAGCAGCAAAGAUCCUCAUUGAGGAGAGUCAGGACUCAUCCAGUCACAGCAAGUACAAAACUAAGGUGCGGCGACUAUACGACAUCGCAAAUGUGCUGACCAGCCUGGGCCUGAUAAAGAAGGUUCACGUCCGGGAGGAGAGGGGCAGGAAGCCGGCCUUCAAGUGGCAUGGCCCUGUUGAAUUCAAAAACUCUGGAAAUGCUGCUGGAGAAAAUACUGUGAAUGUGGCAGCUGUCACCCUGCCCCAGGACUUUAGAAAAGCCAAGAUGGCACGGCACGCCUCGUUCAACAUUGCACCUAAUUCUGUGGCCAUACAGCGGCUGGUCAACUCUGCACCCAGCAGUCCACGACGAGACCUUAUGGGUCAGCUUAACCAGCCUGUGGAUUUCUCCAAAAAGUCUACAAGCAACCAUGCAGUGUGCCUGCAGUUUGGAAACAGCACUGAUAACCGUCCCAUCUGCCAAAGCCGCAGCAGCACGCUGGCUCCGUCCUCCACCCACCCCGCCCUCCUGGCACCUUCUCUCCACCCAGAGCACCCCCACUGCUUGGCCUACCUGCCCAGCCUGUCCCAGCCCUCGGUGGUCAUGCUGUACAGGGCGCCAGACAAGCCUGACCAGAUGCCUGAAGGUCCGAGAUCGCCCCGGCUGGAGUCUGAGGAGGGGAGGAAGAGGAGGAGGGAAGAGGAGGUGACGGUGUUGAAGAAGAAGGGGAGGUCUGGGUUAGAGGAAUGUGACCAGAUGGGAGCUGAAGCUCACAGUGAAGCACUAGAGUAUUCACAGACGGGUAACACUAGGACUUCCCCCAGUCGCCCAGCAGGCCUCUCCACAGAGCGGACGCUGAAUGACUGUCUAUGCAGCAACAGCAGCAGUGAGCCGGCCCAGCCAUCACACUACCUCUAUGUACCCAACAACGCAGGUCUAAAUAGCCUCAACUUCCUCCUCUCUGGCGGCCAGCCACCAGCCGGCCUAGCACUUCCUCCCAGCAGUGUUCCCACCCUGGCGCUGCCCUACGUCCUGGUUCCCUCUGCAGCACUCUCCCACUACCCCCUGGUGGCCAGCACUCUACAACAGCAAGGCUCCGAGGCCCAAAACAACCUGAGCUUUAGCCUGCCUGCUGUGAUGUCCCCUGCCCACUUUAUGGUGGGGGCGGCGCCGUACGGCUGGUCAGCAGCAUCAGAGAUCAGCACGUCACCCGUUUCAUCACCGUCCACUCCAGAACAGAGCCGGCUGUACGGAUCAGCAGGCGCUCCACAUUCUCCCUCAGCGCCACGUCAGACAGUCAGCAUCACCACACCAGAACCACUGACUCCGCACACACCGAAGGAAACCACACCCUCUGCCUCUAAGGCUUUCUUCCAGACCCCGGGCACACUGGGAAGUGUAGUCAGCGCCGCGCCAGCAGGCCGAAGAAGAGGCUCAGCACAGAGGAGACUGGACAUCGGCCACCCGCCAACCAGUUAGACACGCGAGGAGAUGGAAUAGGUGGCUGAUGUGCUGUUUGAACACUCAGGUGUUGAUCCUAACAGUGAAAACAUGGUUUCAAACCACUGGUGCUUUUUUAGUUUAUUAUUUAAUUAAUGACAGGUUUUCCUUCCAAAAUGCAGCAAUAAAAGGUUUUAGUAAGACACGGUUUACAAGACCUAAAAUUAACUAUUUCCUAAAAUAAACUUCUUCUUUUUUUGGAAUGCAAACAUUACAAGAUUUGACAUUUUGCUAAAUGAUCAUUACCAAUUGGUGGGUACCUCAUUCUUCAGUGAAACUCUUUCGUUAUUGGUCAUUAUGUUCAAACGGUCCAAAUGUGCCUCCUGGUUCAAUUAUGGGACGCCAGACUUCAGAGUGAAUGAGUGAAGCUGUGUUGCCAAUGCCACAGUGCCCUCCUGUGGUGGGAGUCGGCCACUGCUGUAUUUUGUAUUUGAGCCUUAAUUUCCCCUCCCAGACAUGAUCACGCUACCUAAUUCCCCACACCUUGUGUAUUAAAGCCCAAUCGCUAUUUAUAUUUUAGCUAAUAUAUGUUGAUUACAGGGACUGUAAUGGAACAUUAACUUUUUUUUUUAGCACUAAGUAUCUGACGGUCUAAUUUUGAAGUGAUUGUCGUUAGUUGGCCCCUUCAGGUUUUGUUACGUUAUCAAGGUGUAAUGAGAAAUCUUUUAGCGCCCAUUCACAUUAGCACAGUAGCAGACAAUCCUCUCGGCUCAUUUCGGAUAUUACUGUAAGGAGAAAAUCACAAAAGCCUUAAAAUGUUUACAGCCAGCCAAGAAGUUCAAGGAACAGUUCUUGGACUUCUUGAUGCACAGCAGAUGCAUUCAUGUACUGGUGCCGUGUAUGUUUCACAGUGUAUCUGCAACCAUGGUGCUUAAUGGUUAAACACCAAACCCUUUAGCUCUGUUACUGACAGACUGUCCUUUAGACAAUGUGAUGUGACAAUGCUCUCAGGUACUUGAAUACUUGGAUUUUGGAGAAAUGUCAGAGUACUGUAAAGCUUUUUUUAAUCCUUAUUAUAUCAGGGAAAGUAGACUGAGCUAUCAUUCAUACAGUCGGACACAUUUGGGAGACACCCAGUAUGACGACAAAACUCUGAUUGGACAGAUAGUCUAGCUAGCUGUCUGGAUUCACCCUGCAGAGAUCUGAGGAGCAGUUAACCAUAGUCCUCAC
Molecule: messenger RNA, 3770 nt
Organism: Perca fluviatilis (European perch)
Lineage: Eukaryota; Metazoa; Chordata; Actinopteri; Perciformes; Percidae
Gene: e2f7
Product: E2F transcription factor 7
Exons: 13
Coding region: 219-2579 (786 amino acids)
Biological process (GO): regulation of transcription by RNA polymerase II
Cellular component (GO): RNA polymerase II transcription regulator complex
Molecular function (GO): RNA polymerase II cis-regulatory region sequence-specific DNA binding; DNA-binding transcription factor activity, RNA polymerase II-specific
Source: RefSeq, a predicted model, not a curated record